UCACCAUGUUCCAGCUGUGCCUGCUGCUAGCCUUGGCCCUGGUGGCCGCCCCCGGCGCCCGGGCCGCCUGCCCGGUGCCCGCCGACCUCAAGAACCCGGACGGCACUCGCACGUGCGCCAAGCUCUACGACAAGAGCGACCCCUACUACGAGAACUGCUGCGGCGGCGCCGUGCUGGCGCUGGAGCCGGGCGCAGACCUGCCCUUCCUGCCCUCCGACUGGGCCAACACCGCCUCCUCGCUCGUGGUGGCGCAGCGCUGCGAGCUCACCGUGUGGUCCCGGCGCGGCAAGGCUGGCAAGACACACAAGUUCUCCUCGGGCACCUACCCGCGCCUGGAAGAGUACCGCCGAGGCAUCUUCGGCGACUGGUCCAACUCCAUCGCCGCGCUGUACUGCAGGUACCGUCGCGCGCCCCUGUCCGCUGAUCCGCCUCCAAAGCCCCCAACCCCGCCCCCGCCACCAGUCCCCACGCCCAGCGUUCACGCCCCGGUGCUUGUCAGACCCUGGAGCUCCUGA
Orycteropus afer afer is the source of this 515-nucleotide messenger RNA. It is a transcript of the gene SYCN, whose product is annotated as syncollin. Gene Ontology annotation, cellular component: secretory granule membrane. Lineage: Eukaryota; Metazoa; Chordata; Mammalia; Tubulidentata; Orycteropodidae. The record is from RefSeq and is a predicted model, not a curated record. Gene Ontology annotation, biological process: exocytosis.